AUGACUGCUGCAAAAAAGAGAUACAGACGUGUUAUGAGCAAAAAUGGACCAGUAGAAGAGGCGAAAAACAAUGUUGAAGAAGAAAUAGAGAAAAUAGGAGAGUCGGAAAGCAAUAGCGAGCAGACCAUCUUACAAGGUGGUUGGUUGCGGUGGAGUCAAUUGUUGGAGGUAGCUAAUCGGCUAUUGAAGCCUUUGGCCCGAUUCCAUAAGAAUGUUCUGGAUUUGAAAAAUACAAUACAUGAAAUGGAAAAUGAACUAAAUGAAAAUAACCUGGACAUUAUGGCAUUAAAUUUUCAAAAUUCUUAUCUCAUCGAAGAAAAUAAAAAACUUUCAAAAAUGGAUGAGGAUAAUCUCGGACAAAUUAAAAAUCUUUUGAUCCAAGUGAAUUAUUUGGCAGGGGUUAUUCGAAGUCAAUCAGAAAAAACUAUUUUAAAUCGUAAAAAAAGAAGAUUAA
This is a messenger RNA of Racocetra fulgida, 454 nucleotides long. The record is from the annotation of a GenBank genome assembly. Lineage: Eukaryota; Fungi; Glomeromycota; Glomeromycetes; Diversisporales; Gigasporaceae.